AUUCGAAGUCGCUUUCUUCCGCUUACUUGAUAAGGACGUCACACUCCAUACCUGCUGUAUUAUUCCGUGAUUGGAGGAGCUCCCAACAACCGGAGUUCCCUCAGACAGCCGUUGGUCGUCCUAACACGCACUUUCCACAGACCGCCGCCGUUUCCUUCCUCCAGCACGGUCGUUGCGUGUUUCUACCAAUCAAAGGCGUCGCCGUCGCCAUGCUUCCGGUCGCUCUUCGCGGCGCUCGCCGGCUGACGUCAUGUCCCGUCAGCAGCGUCUACGCGCGAGGCUUCGCGGCGUCGCAGAAUAGUCUGCAGAGCAGCCCGGAAGCCCCUCCCCCAUCAUCCAAGCCUGAUCCGCCUGCCGACCUCAACACAAUCCUGGAAAAGAACAUGAACACGCUGCUCGUGACGGAGCUGGCCCGAGGCAUGGGCCUCACGCUCAAGUACUUCUUCGAUAAGAAGCUCACUAUCAACUACCCGUUUGAGAAGGGCCCUCUGAGUCCGCGCUUCAGGGGCGAGCACGCCUUGAGGCGCUAUCCCACGGGCGAGGAGCGCUGCAUCGCCUGCAAGCUGUGCGAGGCGGUGUGCCCCGCCCAGGCCAUCACGAUCGAAGCAGAGGCCCGGGAGGAUGGCAGCAGGCGAACAACGAGGUACGACAUCGACAUGACCAAGUGCAUCUACUGCGGGCUGUGCCAGGAGGCAUGCCCCGUGGACGCCAUUGUGGAGGGACCCAACUUCGAGUUCGCCACUGAGACACACGAGGAGCUGUUGUACGACAAGGAGAAGCUGCUGGAGAAUGGCGACCGGUGGGAGAGCGAGAUCGCCAACAACAUGCAGACCCAGUCCCUCUACCGCUGACCUCCCGGCCAGUCUGGUGCCUUGCCUUUUCCACUGCUGCUGGGCCAUGACAUGUGAAGGAAUGGCGACAGACGGAUUGAUUUUAACACACCAUGCAGCAGAGUCAUCAGUAUCCAGCUGAACCACUCCAUAUUAUCUGUCAACAGGAGUGUGCCAUGUUCUGUGCUACUGUGGCGUCACCCCAUCAUCCCAUACACACUUCCAGCUCCACCACUCGAGUGCUUUUCCUCAAACAUCAGCACGCUCUGGGAAUGCGUGCCUAUGUUUCUCGCUUAAAACCCACCCAACCGUUUCAGGGUGCUUUAGGAACCCUCUGACUCGCAGACAAUCUUACCUAACCUCAAUCAAACGUACACGCCGAACACCACUCAGAUCCAAGGCCUGCUAGAUCCCCCCUCCCCAUUAUAGCAUCCCCACUUUAUUAACCUGGGAUAGUCUGUCCUUAUGGCACAC
Closterium sp. NIES-67 is the source of this 1304-nucleotide messenger RNA. The record is from the annotation of a GenBank genome assembly. NCBI's taxonomy places the organism in Eukaryota, Viridiplantae, Streptophyta, Zygnematophyceae, Desmidiales, Closteriaceae.